AUAGAAUCCAAUGUUUCCUCUAAUAAUGUUUUAUAACUCUCUGUCGUUUCUUGAAAUAGGUGGGUAAUGGAUAUUCCCGUAUUUACUAUGGUGGGCUGCGAAGGUAACACCGAUACCAAUAUUAAUGGUAUAGACGAAGUCUCUGGGGAUGAUGUCAUUGACCGUGGUAUUGGAGCUUGCUCAAGUGGGACACUGAAUGAUAAUCGGCUAGUUACCGCAGCUGAGGCUUAUGAAGUGUAUAAUGGCUUUUCUUCAUUACAUGGUGGCGAGUUGGAGAUUCUCGACAAUGAUGCUGCUCCGCAACCUAGGUCAUGUCCUACAAGAUUGGAGAUGGUUUGCGUUGAUGAUACUUGUCCAUGGCAUUUGACUGCUCAAGUCGUCAAGAAUUCAGAAUGUUUCAAAAUCACAUCCGCUGCUAAAGCUUAUAGGGUGAGGGAUUUUGAAAAAUACUUCGAACAGUUAAGGGCUAAGAGUGCUGGAUGCGCAAAUUACUUAGAGGAAAUUGGAUUUGAGCAUUGGACAAGAGCUCACUGUAAAGGGGAACGCUACAAUAUCAUGUCUAGCAACAACUCGGAGUCUAUGAAUAAUGUCUUAACAAAAGCCAAAUCAUAUCCGAUUGUGUACAUGAUAGAGUUCAUUCGAGAGGUCCUAAUGCGAUGGUUCGCAGCGAGGAGGAAAAAAGUGGCUAGGUGUAAGUCUUUAGUGACGCCUGAGGUUGAUGAGCGUUUUCUCCAAGAUUUGCCUGCCUCAGGGAAAUACGCGGUGAAGAUGUCUGGACCGUGGAGUUAUCAAGUUACAAGCAAGUCAGGUGAGCAUUUUCAUGUCGUCCUGGACGAGUGUACGUGUACGUGUCUUAGGUACACAAAGUUAAGAAUCCCAUGUGAACACGGUCUAGCAGCUGCAAUCGAGUUUGGAAUAGAUCCGAAGGUUGCUGUCGGAUGGUGGUAUGGCCUUCAAACGUUUUCCGAUUCUUUUCAAGAACCCAUUCUACCUAUCGCGGAUCCGAAGGAUGUUGUCAUCCCACAACAUAUAUCGGAUUUGAUACUAAUUCCUCCAUACAGUAGACGACCACCAGGAAGACCAACAACCAAAAGGAUUCCAUCUAGAGGUGAAAACCGGCCUCACAGACACGCGUCUCCAUCGUCAGAUUCUCAAUCUCUGAUUCAUACACAUUGAAGCUUUUUUGCAUUGUAAUCGAAGUUCCUUCUAAGUUAUCAACUUUCUCUAUUAAGUCUUGUAUCUCCUCUACCAUACAAGAAUCCGUCCAUUUGAACACAUG
Arabidopsis arenosa is the source of this 1279-nucleotide messenger RNA. Lineage: Eukaryota; Viridiplantae; Streptophyta; Magnoliopsida; Brassicales; Brassicaceae. The record is from the annotation of a GenBank genome assembly.